Pundamilia nyererei is the source of this 2905-nucleotide messenger RNA. RefSeq names its product TGF-beta receptor type-2-like. Gene Ontology annotation, molecular function: transforming growth factor beta receptor activity, type II; metal ion binding; ATP binding. Bases 33 to 1874 code for a protein of 613 amino acids. The record is from RefSeq and is a predicted model, not a curated record. Gene Ontology annotation, cellular component: plasma membrane; signaling receptor complex. Gene Ontology annotation, biological process: cell surface receptor protein serine/threonine kinase signaling pathway; heart development; cellular response to growth factor stimulus. The transcript has 8 exons. NCBI's taxonomy places the organism in Eukaryota, Metazoa, Chordata, Actinopteri, Cichliformes, Cichlidae.
CAUCUGGGCUCCCUCUCUCUUUCUCUGCGUACAUGAGAGGCUCUCCGCUGACACCGGGGGCUGAAGACCGAAGCACCAACACACCGACUGACCGGGGUCCCCUGAGUUUCAUCGACUUACUUUGCCGGAAGAUGAUGGCUCAGUGCUGGACGAUUUGGACCGGGAUCCUCGUCCUCCUGACUGCCUGUCUUCCAGUUGAUGUCCAGUCUUUAAGCCACCUGAGCUUCAAUUUAUGCAGGUGGUGUGAGGUAUCCACGCCGGUGUGCGAAGGCAACAUAUGCUCCAGCAACUGCAACUUGAGCUCUUUCUGCAACACCACUGAAGAGAUCUGCAUGGCCAUAUGGAGGAAGGCAAACAACACAAUGACAGUGUACACAAUGUGUCACCACCCAAAUCUGCCACUGGAUGGUAUCAGUCCUGACCUGCUGCAGACCUUCACUUCCAGGGAGUGUCGUAUGGUCCCACAGGCUGCAAAUGACUCCAUGAUGGUCUGUGGAUGUCAGGGUGAACAUGAAUGUAACGACAAACUUGUCUUCGACAAGGGAGCAAAUGGAUUCUUACCGCUCCAAAGUAAGGAUGUGAUCCCUGUGGUAGUGGUUAGUUUGGUGCCCCCUAUUCUGGUGGCCAUAGUUGCCAUUGCUGCCUUCUAUUUCUACCGCAUACGUCGUCCUGACAAACCAGCUCCGUCAGUAUGCCCUGACUGGCCCACUAAACGCACCCCAGAGCUUUACCAGGCCUUGGAUCUACCAUGUGGGGGGCUGGGUGCUCAGGGAGAAGGUGGAGGAGGAGGUGUGACUGAUGCUGAACAGGAUGAGUCGAACACCAAGGUUCAACCUCUUAACAGUGACACUAUCAGUGGUAUGACCAGUUGGCAGGGCCAGCCAGCUGAACUGCUACCUAUCAAACUGGAUGUGCUGGUGGGGAAGGGGCGCUUUGCCGAAGUGUGGAGGGGAUGGCUGCUCCAGGGCGAGAAAGGUGGAGUUAAUAGCUAUGAAACUGUGGCGGUGAAGGUGUUUCCGGAUGUGGAGUACGCCUCAUGGAGAAAUGAAUGCUCCAUCUUUGCUGACCCCAAGCUACAGCACGAUAAUGUGAUUCAGUUCUUAGCAGCUGAGGAAAGGGGCCUGUCGGGCCACACCCCACACACCUACUGGCUGGUUUUAGCCUAUCACAGCCUAGGAAAUCUGCAGGACUUCCUCACAGCUAACAUAUUGAGCUGGGAAGAACUUGUUGCCAUGGCAGGCAGCAUUGCUAAAGGAUUAGCUCACCUUCAUAGUGACACAACACCCAGUGGGCUACCAAAGGUACCAGUGGCCCAUCGGGACCUCAAGAGCAGUAACAUCCUGGUAAAGAGCAGGAAAGAGUGCACACUGUGUGACUUUGGUCUGGCUUUAAGACUGGACCUGUCCCUUACAGUUGAUGACUAUGCCAACAGUGGACAGGUGGGGACAGCUCGCUACAUGGCUCCUGAGGUCCUUGAGUCCAGGGUGAACCUGGAGGAUCUCGAGGCCUUUAAACAGAUGGAUGUUUAUUCCAUGGCUCUAGUGUUGUGGGAGAUGGCCUCUCGAUGCAAUGCAAUUGGAGAGGUAAAGAGCUAUGAGCCAGCAUUUGGCUCCAAGGUUUGUGAGCAGCCCUGUGUGGAUAGCAUGAGAGAUCUGGUGUUGAGAGACCGAGGACGUCCGGACAUCCCACUAGCAUGGACGCAGCACCAGGGGAUGAACAUCUUCUGUUCCACCAUCACUGAGUGCUGGGAUCACGACCCCGAGGCCAGGCUCACGGCUCACUGCGUGGUCGAGCGCUUCAGCGCCCUGGAGCAGGCGGAAGAUGACGACAGGGUGGGAGACGAAGAAGACGAGGAAGAAGUAAGUCAGGAGUAAGAAGACGAGGUGAAACUCUGGCAAGAGAAUGAAGCAGAGAGAAAAAUAGACUUGGAGACGCCUCAUGCUCCGUCUCCUCGAGGAGAGGAGAUCUCUUUUCUUCCAGAUUGAAAAGGAGGACAUGCCUGAGGUUCACUGCUUCACACUGGUUUUCCCCCUAACGAGUCUUCAUGGUUCGCUGUGUUUGCAUUGUCGGAGAAACACGUGUUUUUUUCUGCUAAUCUUCAAUGAGACACUGAUAGAGAAGGAAUUGUUAAGUCACUAAAACUGACAAGAAUCUAAACUACAGUUACAGUUAAAGCAGUUUUUGACUGAUAGUUAGGAUUAUCUAAUUUGCCACAAUAAGGAUAUUCAAAAAGUCAAUAUUAGCAAGAGUGGACCACUUCAUAGACAUUGCCCCAGUUUGCUCAGAUGGAAGUUUAGCUCAGUCUCAACAGAUGGGAAUGGACCACUGGUGCAGACUGGAACAUCUCAACAUGGAGAGGGGUUUUACACAAACUUUUAAACUCACAGUCGUAUAGUCUGGAGAAUCUUUAGGUAGUGUUAUCUUUCUCAAAUAAAAUGUGAAGAAAAGAAAUUUUCCCACACGAAUAUAUAAAUAAAUAGAACAAAAUGGUCCAACAUAUAGUAUGACAAACCUUUAUAUGAACCAAAGAAUAAUUCAUUGUUGUGCAAUUUGGUUGAACUUCUAUACCAGCAACCCCAUGACUGCACUGUUGCCAUUUUAUAUUGACUUCUAGAGGGACAAUCAUAAAGAAAAGAAUGGCCCCAAAUUUCAUGUUUUUUAGACUGUACAUUUUCUGAGAUAUUUCAAGCACACCCACUCUUGGUGCCAUUUUUACCCCUUUGCUUUGUCGUGUAGUGAUCUGGCACUGCGAACACAGCCGUUGUCACCCAACAGAGGGAUUUUGUUUAUUACGAAUUUGUGUGUUUUCUCUUUGUUGCUUCCUGGAUGUUUCCAGCAAAAGACCAGAGGAGACAGAAAUGAACCAAAGACUGACUGUGCCUUAAACGACAGACCUACUUCUUCG